AUGGCGGAGGGUGAAGGCGCAGAGGAGACGCCCAGCGCGGCGGGCGACAUCGCCUUCAACGAAGCGGUUGGGCUGCUCUGGUACACGCUCUUUACCGCGCAGAGGCACGACCAGUCUUCUGAUCUCCCUACCGCUCAGAAGAUCCGUUCCUUCAACAGCAGCAGUGCUUUCGCAAGUGAGAGCACCGCCGGUGUGCAGACUGCGAAGAGCAAGACCGUUGCGAGCGUGGAGGGCGACAGGGCCACACCUUCGUCCUCCUCCGCGUCACAGCUACCCGCCGCUACGACGGAGCGCACGCCGGCGACGUCGUCGGUGGAAGACGAGUUUCGAAGGUGGGGCGACGUGAGUUGGGUACUGCUGGCCGCUCACGUCUACGUGCUGACCCGGCAGCUGUGCACGGACCUCGACGUGCGCCACGUCGUUGUGCACCGCAUCUUUGAGGAUCAAUUUCACAGCAGUGCCGCCGCGAUGCAGGCUUCGUUUUCCAAGAAACACGCUAGCCUGUUGGUGUCGUAUGCGCAAGAGGAAGAGGAGCGGGCUGCUGCUGCUGCUGCUGUGUCUGUCGCAUCAACAACGACGACGACGGCAGCUGCGUCUGGCGUACCCGUUGCAACCGGUUCAUCGCCCUUAUCUUCUGCCUUUACGCCGGUGGAUGGAGUGUGGCCUUCUGCACUGCGCCGUGACACGGUAGGCACACAUGGGUCGCAAGCCCCCAUCACCGCCGGUAUCACCUACGACCCUUCCUCAUCUGGCACCGCGGCUUCAUCCGCACCUUCCUCACGCGCGCCAACGUCGUUUGCCAGCCAACACGCGCAACGACAGAUGGAGGACCGUGGGCCGUCCAGCGACUCUCCACUGCCUGCGUCGUUUGUCUCCGCCACCGCUGCAGCGGCGCCGCCGUCGUCGUCGUCGAACGGGUCUGCCCUCCGCCGGUCACCGCCGAGGCUGAGCCGUGGAGGCGGGACGGCGGUGGGCGGACACCUCGACGCUGUCCUCUCCUCGCCUGUUUUACCGUCGUCUUCCAACGCACCCCUGCCCCUGGCGAGAGGCGGCGGCGGCAGCGGAGGAGCAAGAGCAACCGCCGCCACCGCGGUGAACGUCGCAGCGAAUAGUCUGACGGGCAUGCCUCCGAUCUCCUUCUCCACUCCUGCCACAACAGCGGCCGGCGGCGUGCGCGGAGGGGAAAGACCCACCGGCAGCAGCAGCAGCACCUCCUCUCCCUUCCCAGUCCCCGCGCAGGCGGCUCCGUCGGUGGCGCCUGGACUGUCCAGUGUCGCGCCAGACCCGUUGGACGCCCCGUGGUACACGCUGUGGUGUUCCUUACCAACCACACAAGCCCGCACCCAGCUGCAGACGCUGCGCUUCCACACCCCACUACCCCUCGAGGACUUCUCGUCGUUGCUGGAGCGGUUCUUUCUAGUGGACGGCGCCGACGACUUCCUCAACCCGGUCCACGCGGCGACCAUCAUGGAGUUUGCCGGGGUGCGCUCUGCGCCGUACCACAGUAUCGUGCGAGCCCCACUGAGCCUGGCGGAGGUCCGCCGCUACAUCACGGAGAGCCACCGACAGUACGCACGAGCCGCCACGAUCAGCACGACGACGACGACGACCACCACCACCACCUCGCACCAUGAGCACGGUGCAGAGGGGACGCGGACGGCGACGUUGGCAGGCAGCGGACACGGACUAGCCACAGAGGAGGCGGGCCGUGCGAGCGAUACGCGUAGUCCCAACAGGAGUGGCAGCGGCAUUGCCGGCGCAGCUGCACCGGAGUUUCUGAAUUGGAACUUAAGCAACGAGCGCCGCAUCUUGACCAUCGCCGAGCUGGAGCGCAGCGUGUGGCACAUCGCGGCGAACUGCGUUGUCUUCAACGCCCCAGAGUCGCGUUACCCCCGCACCGCCCGGCGGUUUGCGCUGUCGUGCGUGGAGGUCAUCAUUCAGUACUGUGAGAAGCAGAUGGCCGCAUUUUUGGCACCGUGA
Messenger RNA from Leptomonas pyrrhocoris, 1980 nucleotides. RefSeq lists its product as hypothetical. Bases 1 to 1980 code for a protein of 659 amino acids. The transcript has a single exon. The record is from RefSeq and is a predicted model, not a curated record. Gene Ontology annotation, molecular function: protein binding. NCBI's taxonomy places the organism in Eukaryota, Euglenozoa, Kinetoplastea, Trypanosomatida, Trypanosomatidae.